Molecule: messenger RNA, 430 nt
Organism: Corticium candelabrum
Lineage: Eukaryota; Metazoa; Porifera; Homoscleromorpha; Homosclerophorida; Plakinidae
Exons: 1
Coding region: 12-365 (117 amino acids)
Source: RefSeq, a predicted model, not a curated record
UACGUACUAGUAUGAUGAGGUUGGGAUGUGACAUUCCUGCAUCGAGCACUAGUUGUGAUUGCGGCAAAGAACUGGACAUCCAAGGAUACCAUCUAAUCACUUGUAAGACUGGAGGUGGUCCAGUGCACACUCACAACUCAAUCGUGUCAGCAUGGUCUAACUGCCUUUCUCAACUCAACUUGCUACACAAACUAGAGCCACAAUACCGGUACGUCAACAGUGACAAGAGGUCGGACAUCCUCAUUUUUGACCCAGAUUCGGGUGGAGACAUUGAAUUAGAUGUGUCGUUGGCUCGUCCAUGGCGUUUGGACUCAGUGAAGGCAGCCUCCAGAGAAGAAGGAGUAGCAGCAAUGAAACGGGAAUAGAAGCAAGAGGCAAAGUAUAAUUCCGAACUACCGCCAGAAGGGUCCUGCCCAUUGGUCAUUCCUCU